GGAUAUAAUUUUUGCGAGCCGCUUUGCUUAGACAAGGACGAAGAAAGCACACAAAAAUGGUGUCGGGAUCAGGCAUAUGCUCGAAGCGCGUGGUCGUGGACGCGCGGCACCACAUGCUGGGGCGUCUGGCGUCGAUCGUGGCCAAGGAGCUGCUCAACGGGCAGAAGGUGGUCAUCGUGCGGUGCGAGGAGAUUUGCCUCUCCGGUGGACUUGUCCGACAGAAAAUGAAGUACAUGAGGUUCCUUCGCAAGCGUAUGAACACUAAGCCUUCUCACGGCCCCAUUCACUUCCGUGCUCCCUCCAAAAUCUUCUGGCGCACUGUUCGCGGUAUGAUUCCACACAAAACGAAGCGUGGAGCUGCUGCGCUUGCACGCAUGAAGGUUUUCGAAGGUGUGCCUCCACCAUACGACAAGGUCAAGAGGAUGGUUAUCCCCGAUGCUCUCAAGGUGUUGAGGCUUCAAGCUGGUCACAAGUACUGUCUGUUGGGUCGCCUUUCUUCUGAAGUCGGGUGGAACCACUACGACACCAUCAAGGAGCUGGAGACGAAGAGGAAGGAGAGAUCUCAAGUGGUUUACGAGAGAAAGAAACAACUUAACAAACUUAGAGCCAAGGCUGAGAAGGUUGCCGAAGAGAAGCUCGGUGCACAGCUCGAAAUUCUUGCACCUGUUAAGUAUUGAAGAGGAGAUCAUCAUCAUCAUCACUAGUUGUGUUCUCUGUCUUCGCAUGUUUUUGAACCGACCCAUUAUACUUUAUCAUUACUUAGGGUGUUGUAUGAGAUUUUGUCCUGAUAUUAUCUUUCUUGAGUUCCAAUUUAUUUCUACUCCAACU
Molecule: messenger RNA, 828 nt
Organism: Brassica rapa (field mustard)
Lineage: Eukaryota; Viridiplantae; Streptophyta; Magnoliopsida; Brassicales; Brassicaceae
Product: 60S ribosomal protein L13a-4
Biological process (GO): negative regulation of translation; translation
Cellular component (GO): cytosolic large ribosomal subunit; ribosome
Molecular function (GO): structural constituent of ribosome; mRNA binding
Source: RefSeq, a predicted model, not a curated record